This is a messenger RNA of Papaver somniferum (opium poppy), 3147 nucleotides long. RefSeq names its product G-type lectin S-receptor-like serine/threonine-protein kinase At1g11330. The transcript is spliced from 7 exons. The record is from RefSeq and is a predicted model, not a curated record. Gene Ontology annotation, molecular function: ATP binding; protein serine/threonine kinase activity. Lineage: Eukaryota; Viridiplantae; Streptophyta; Magnoliopsida; Ranunculales; Papaveraceae. Bases 465 to 2972 code for a protein of 835 amino acids. Gene Ontology annotation, biological process: protein phosphorylation; recognition of pollen.
AAUUCUUGUUCUUUAACAUUUGAAAGCAACUUUUGAACAUUUAUUUUCAACAUAAGUAGUUUCUUCCCAAACUGAUGAAGAUCAUAAAGUGGUUUAACUCUUCUGAUGAGUGUGACUGGAUGUGGAACCAUAGCUUUAUUGAUUACUUGGUUUCUAAUCUAAGCUGCAUAAUUUGACUUCUUGAAUCCAAUGGAUACCAACUGAGUAUCUCUAAUCACAAGAAUUUCCAGGAACCUUUCUAUGUUGCAGGUCAAAUAGUGCAAAAUUGAAAAGAGUUAAAAGAAACAUGUGUAUUAGUUUUGCCCUCUCAUUCACUUGGACAGAGUUCCAUGUUGGAAAGUAAAAGUCCACCUUUGGAACACUAUUUUUCACACUUGUAGGCCUAUUAGUUGAACUUGAGCUUUUCUCAUUUUCAAUAAAUUAGAGGGUUUAGUAUUGGUUCAUUAUUUUGUUGCUAGUGCAAUAUGAACACUGCACUUUUACCCUUUUUUGUCCUCUCACUAAUUUUAUUUUUUGCUUUACACAAAUCCUGCUUUGCAAUUGAUAACAAUACCAUUACAGUAGCUCAAUCUGUUGUUGACGGUGAAACUAUAACUUCUUCCCCCGAUGGAAUCUUCAAACUUGGCUUCUUUAGCCCUUCUAAUUCUAGCAGUCGUUAUGUCGGAAUUUGGUAUAAUAACAUUCCAGAGCAGACCAUUGUAUGGGUUGCCAACAGAGAUAACCCAAUAAAAGAUUCUUCCGGAGUUUUAAGUAUAGCCGGGGAUGGGAAUCUUGUGGUUUUGGAUGGGCGUGGGAUUGUUCUUUGGAGUACUAAUCUUACUAAUGUUGCCUCUAAUAAUACAAUGGCAAAGUUACUGGAUACAGGGAAUCUGGUUUUGCGGGAUGUGGAGGAUGACGAAAAGAUCCUAUGGCAGAGCUUUGAAAACCCCACAGACACAUUCCUGGCAACGAUGACGCUUGGUGGCAGUAGGAGGACUGGCAAGAGACAAGGGCUUACAUCAUGGAAAAGUGAGUCUGAUCCAUCAACUGGCAUCUUUUAUCUUGGGCUAGAGCUUACAGACAUUCCUCAGCUGGUGAUUUGGAAUGGAUCUAAACGGCAUUGGCGUAGUGGUCCGUGGAACAAUAAAAACUUCAUUGGCACCCCUGCAAUGCCGUCUGCUUAUUCAAAUGGAUUCUUUAUUAGCAACGAUGAUCCAGAAGACAAUGUCUAUUUCAGCUUCAAAUUUACAGACAAUAGUGUCAGAAGAUUUGCUCUGAGUCAUCUUGGGGAAACAUUUGGAGAGGCUUUGAUCGAGAACAAAUGGAAGCAAUUUUGGUCCACCAAUAAGAAUAAAGAGUGUGAUGUCUACGGAAAGUGCGGUGCUUUUGGAAGCUGUAAUAUUUUGGAAUCACCAAUUUGUAGUUGUUUGAGAGGGUAUACUCCCAGGUUUAAUGAUGAAUGGAGCAAGGGAAAUUGGUCAGGUGGGUGCUUGAGAAAGAGCAAACUCAAGUGCAAGAGAAAUGAAACUGGUAAUAGCAACAAAGGGGUGAAAGAAGAUGGUUUUGUAACGAUGAAUAAUAUGAAAGUUCCUGACUUUGCUUAUUGGUUAGGGAGUUCCUUGAACGUCGAAAAGUGUGAGCAGGAGUGUUUAAACAAUUGUUCCUGUUUAGCUUAUUGGCAUGAUAGUGGUGUUGGCUGCUUGACAUGGAGUGGAAAUUUGGUUGACAUCUCCAAGUUCUCUGAAGGUGGGGUUGAUCUUAACAUUCGAGUAGCUCAUUCAGAACUCGAUAGGAAAAAGAAUACAAAGGCAAUUGUCAUAGCCAGUGUCCUUAUUGGAGCAUUUGUAAUCGGUGGGUGCACAUACCUCUGUUGGAGGUGGAUGACAACACAAAAAGGAAAGCAGAAGAAAGACAUGGAAACUUCAUUAUUCCAGAAGGACUACGAAUCUUCGGAUCCAAAUAUGCUUACUGCAGACAAUCCAGAUCUUAAUUUUUUCAAAUAUGAGACUCUAGCUAUUGCUACAAACAAUUUUAUCGGAGCUAAUAAGCUUGGCGCAGGAGGUUUUGGUCCAGUGUACAAGGGAACAUUAGCGGAUGGGCAAGAAAUAGCAGUGAAAAGGCUCUCGAAGGGCUCUGUACAAGGUUUGGAAGAGUUUACGAAUGAAGUUAUAGUGAUCUUAAAACUCCAGCACAGGAAUCUCGUUAGGCUGUUGGGUUGUUGUGUCGAAGGGGAUGAAAAGAUGCUGAUAUAUGAGUACAUGCCUAAUAAGAGCUUGGAUGCUUAUCUUUUCGACCCCGCAAAACGAGCACUCUUGGACUGGAGAAAGCGAUUCCAGAUUAUCGAGGGAAUAAGUCGAGGGACUCUCUAUCUUCAUAGAGAUUCUAGAUUAAGAGUGAUUCAUAGAGAUCUGAAGGCUAGUAACAUUUUGCUGGAUGAGCAGCUGCAUCCAAAAAUCUCAGACUUUGGUAUGGCAAGGAUAUUUGGUGGCAAUGAACUAGAAGCAAAUACUAUAAGGGUCGUCGGUACAUAUGGAUAUAUGCCCCCUGAGUACGUUAUGGAAGGACAAUUUUCAGAGAAAUCUGAUGUUUUCAGUUUUGGAGUGUUGCUAUUGGAGAUUGUGAGUGGAAAGAGAAAUAGUAGUUUUUACUACGAGGAGACGCCGUUAAGCUUGUCGGGAUAUGCAUGGCAAUUGUGGAAUGAACAGAAGUUGCAAUCUUUUAUUGACCCAUCUUUGUUGUCUGAGCCAAUUUUCGAGGCCGGAAUUUUGAGAUGCAUCCAUGUAGGGUUGCUGUGUGUUCAAGAUUUCGCAAAAGACCGGCCGAAUAUGUCUACCACACUCUCGAUGCUUGUUAGUGAAAUUGCAGUUUUGCCUAUCCCAAAACAACCUGCAUUUAUGGAACGACGGAUAUCUACAAACUCAAAUUUGCCCGCGAAGAGCCAAAAUGCAUGGUCUAUAAACAACUUGAGUAUAACGAAUGUCGAGGGCCGUUAAAGUAGCAAUAUUGGUGAUUAUACCUUACAUUUAGGCAUUUGCUUGUAUAGUUUGGCGUAUUUUGAAAUACUGUCCAUUCCUUGAAAUGUAAUUACUGACUGAUAUGUGCAUGCAAAUUUGAACCAUGUCUGAUACGAAAUGUUACUCAAAGUUUGGAGUAUGUUACUUGCUAAAA